CCUGUCACUCAAGCACACGCGGCGACACAACUUCCACCCUCGGCGUUGUGUUUGCACUGCGUCCUCUGCGUUCCCGGCACCCGGCUGGCUCUCUGCUCCCUCGGCCCCCGAGAACACGGCCCCCGUCUCAAAGAGCCCGAGUCACCUGCAGCUCUGUAACGAUUCCUGCGGAUUUUAUUCUUUCAACUUGUUGAAAACCCAUUGAUGGUUUUUGCUUCUUCGGUGGCAGUAACGCGGUGGAGACAAUCACCCGGUGCGGAUUGGUUCUUCUGAAGAGGUCCUCAGUGGUGUCUUCCAAAAUGGCUCCUCUGAAGAUCUGGUUAGUGGGGCUGCUGCUGGUGCUCCUGCUCUCUGGAGGAGGUGCUCAGGACAAAGGCCUCCAUGCUGAAGGUGUUGUGGAGGUUGUGGUUGAAGAGGGCGAAACCACUGAUGGUGAUGGGGGCGAGGAAGAGGAACGGGUAGCAGAGGAGGAAGAUGAUGAAGAGUCAGAUGGGGAGGAGGACGACGAGGACGACGAGGAAGUGGAGGCUGCUGAGCAGGACGAAGAGGAGGAGACUGCUCCAGAGGAAAUGGAGGAGGAGGAAGAGGCUGUUGAGGAAGAGGGUGAAGCUGCAGAUGAGGAAGAGGCUGAAGAAGAGGAAGGCGAUGAAGAAGGCGAGAAUGCUGCAGAUGAGGAAGAGGAGAUAGACACUGAAGAAGAGGAAGACGAUGAAGAAGAGAAGGCUGCAGAUGAGGAAGAGGAGAUAGACACUGAAGAAGAGGAAGACGAUGAAGAUGAGGAUGCUGGAGAUGAGGCAGAGAAGGAGGAUGCUGAAGAAGAGGAAGAUGAGGAAAAGGUCGAGGAUAUUGCAGAAGAGGAGGAUACUGAAGAAGAGGAAGACAACGAAGAGGUUGAGGAGGCUGCGGAUGAGGAAGAGGAGGAUGACGCUGAAGAAGAACAGGCCGAUGAAGCAGCAGCUGAGGAGGAAGAGGAGGCUUCUGAAGAUGAUGAGGCAACUGACGGAGUUGAGCUAGCCGACCAAGAGGAGGCCAAUGAUGAAAAGGAGGAAGAAGACGAUGAAGAGGAUGAGGAGGACAAUGAUGAAAAGGAAGGCGAGGAAGAUGACGAUGAGGCAGAAGACGGUGGCGACGUGGAGGACUCAAGCGAAGAGGAGCCCGCUACAGACGCUCUGCAAUUCCGCUCUGGCUCUUUGUGUGGUGUUUGCUCCAUCUGUGAGCUCUGCUCUCGUAACUGUGACGCAUGUCCUUGUGAAGAGGGGGACGAGUCGGACCACUGUGACCACUGCCAAGAAUGCUCAUCAUGCUUCAUUUGCCCAGUGUUGUGUGACACAAUUUGCACAGCAGGUGGCCUUGUUGAUGAGCUAACUGGGAGCCUCUACCAGACUGUGGCCUCUCUGCUCUGAGCGUCCCGUAGACUGCGCCCUUUGGAGCCCCCCUGUGGCCGCGUGAGGUACUGCGCGGUGAAAUAGCGCCGUCACGCGCAACACACGCGCGCUCCCGCAAGGGCCCGUCAUGGAUGUGACGUCUGACAGAAACGCACAAAAGGUUAGGUUAGGUCAGGUUUUAACUCGUGUUUAGAUUUUUAACGUAUCUUGUAACAGGAGCGGAAAAGUCUAUUCGCUUUUCCUUUAUUUAAUUAUAAUAACUGGCCAAGGCCAUUUGUAAUUUGUUAAGAUUCUUUUUUUUUUGUUUUUCGUGUAACUCAGCCCACUGAUUCUUUUAAAGAUUUAACACAAUAACACUUUGUUCAAUGUCCCCAAAUCUCAUCUGGUGAUGCUGCAGCCAACAUAAGAUCAGGUUAUCUCUGUCAUGAAUUCGCUUCCAACGAACUGCUUUUGCUAAGUUUACUUUUAGUUUUCUAUUUCACAUUGCUUACUGACUUCUACAGUAAUACUAUAUUUAUUUGUGUGCAUUUGCUCAUGAUUGGAGUUCAUUAAACAGCAGUUGAAAUAACAAUGAUUUGGUAAAUAUUCCAGUAGAACAUGACAGUUUUAACUGUGCAUAUAAAGUUUUACGCUUCACUCUGGGAUUUACAUUUCGUAAAGUCAGAAUAACUCAUGAUAAUAUCAUUAUAAAAUGGGGUUUAGACUCGUAGUCCCUAGUAUGAAUACUUACUAUGAAUACAUUUUAGAAUAGUAAAAUGAAGUAACAUGUAUCACUGUUUCUUGAAUAAAUCAUUUCUGUUCCCAUUUA
Messenger RNA from Gasterosteus aculeatus aculeatus (three-spined stickleback), 2193 nucleotides. RefSeq lists its product as uncharacterized. The record is from RefSeq and is a predicted model, not a curated record. Gene Ontology annotation, molecular function: calcium ion binding. NCBI's taxonomy places the organism in Eukaryota, Metazoa, Chordata, Actinopteri, Perciformes, Gasterosteidae.